GGCCACACACUUGAACCGUCUCCCAAGUCGCGAACACGGGCACCGGUAGUCGCAGAGAUGGCUACCCUCGCGGAGCUCCGCCGCGGGUCCUGGUGGUGGCUCUCGGCCUUAUUGUUGUCCACGUUGUCGCUGCCGGUGGCCAAGGCGCUGGUAGAAGGUCUGUACUGCGGGACGAAGGUCUGCUAUGACGUGCUCGGGGUCAAACGGGAGGCCUCCAAAGCGGAGAUCGCUCGGGCGUACCGGCAGCUGGCCCGUCGCUACCACCCGGACCGGUUCAGACCUGGAGAUCCAGGGUCUGAGGGAGAAACUGUGGAAUCUACCCAGCAAAGGUUCCUGCUUGUUGCUACAGCGUACGAGACUUUGAAGGAUGAGGAUACUCGGAGGGACUACGACUACAUGCUGGACCACCCUGAAGAGUACUACCAGCACUACUACACCUACUACCGCCGACAACUCACCCCCAAAGUGGAUGCCAGGAUCGUAAUCCUCGUCACCAUAUGUGCCAUUUCUAUUUUCCAGUAUUACAGUUGGCGGAGCAGCUACAAUGAAGCUAUUAACUGCCUGGCGAACGUUCCCAAAUACCGCAUCCAGGCCACCCUGAUUGCCAAGGAGCAGGGCCUCCUGAACCGCACCAGGGAGAAGGGCAAGAACCGGCGCUCCAAAGAGGAGAUCCGAGAGCAGGAGGAGGAGGUGAUCCGAGACAUCAUCAAAACAAAGAUCGACAUCAAAGGUGGCUACCAGAAACCCAACCUGUCAGACAUCCUGCUGUGUCAGAUAGUAUUGUUCCCCUGCUACCUGAUAAACUACGUGGCGUGGUAUGUCUCCUGGGUUUACCACUUCACCAUCUGCAGGGAGGAGUAUGGGGACCAGGAGAAGCUUUACAUAAUCAGGAGGUACAUGAAGAUCUCCCAGUCUCAAUUUGACAGUUUGGAUGAAAUCACCAGGCAGUCCUUCCUGGAAAAACAGCUCUGGAUCAAAGAAAACUAUGAGCUGUACAGAGCAGAGCAGGAAGAGGAAAUGAAGGUGAAAAUGGCAAACGACCCAAAGAUGAAGCGGUACAGACGCUGGAGGAAGAACGAAGGGCCAGGCCGGCUGACCUUCAUCGACGACUGACAGCCACAAGUUGUGACGUGCACACGUGCCUCAGUGCCAACAUGCAUGGAUCACACACAAGUGACGUGUGGACAUGCGUACAGACGUACUGUUUAUAUGCAAAAGGACAACAAAGUGGAAUAAACUGCAAGCUACAGAGGAAAUUUUUACAUUUUCCUUCAAUACAAUUAAUUGAACUUCAUUGUUUAAGGAUUAUGUGGGACAUUUGUGGCAUGUUUUUCAUCCGGUACAAAAACAUGAGCUGAAAUAAAUGUCGAAAUAUAACAAAAGUGGCAUUUUCCAGGAAGUUGAAGUGGGACACAGCUGCCAUUGAACUGCACCCUUCUUACCCACAGUCCUUCAUUCUUUCAUGCCAGCUGAAUAACCGAACUGUUCAAGAGUUUCAUUUAAAAUGAACAAUGUUACAAGUUUGUCUUUGCAUGAGCAUUGUAUCAGUUUAUUUCACACAAGCCUAACACCAAAACAAACAGUUAAAUAGUGUUACAGCUUAGGCUGCCACAGAUAUUGUUUAACUGAUAAGCCACAAGUCAUCUCUGCACAUUUCUGAAAAUAGUGACUGGCAUUUCUCCUCACACUGUUUUUGCUGUCCCCUCAGAAGUGCAGAUGGCUAAAUAAAACUAUUUCUUUUUAACUUUGAACGAUAACGAGGCAGCAGAUCACAAUGUAAUCUAAUCAGCUUUUUAAUGAAUCCACAGUGUUUGUAUAAGAUACCACCACUUUUAUUGAAAGGAUUCAGAUUUAUAAACUGACACAUUUUGAGAUGUAUUUUGCAUUUUUCAAAUAAAUUUUUGACGUGA
Messenger RNA from Phycodurus eques (leafy seadragon), 1910 nucleotides. It is a transcript of the gene dnajc25, whose product is annotated as DnaJ (Hsp40) homolog, subfamily C, member 25. Gene Ontology annotation, cellular component: endoplasmic reticulum membrane. The coding region runs from base 58 to 1113 and encodes 351 amino acids. The record is from RefSeq and is a predicted model, not a curated record. Gene Ontology annotation, biological process: protein folding. NCBI's taxonomy places the organism in Eukaryota, Metazoa, Chordata, Actinopteri, Syngnathiformes, Syngnathidae. The transcript has 5 exons.